This is a messenger RNA of Phyllostomus hastatus (greater spear-nosed bat), 3134 nucleotides long. RefSeq names its product tRNA methyltransferase 6 non-catalytic subunit (gene TRMT6). Bases 159 to 1652 code for a protein of 497 amino acids. Gene Ontology annotation, cellular component: nucleus; tRNA (m1A) methyltransferase complex. The transcript is spliced from 11 exons. Lineage: Eukaryota; Metazoa; Chordata; Mammalia; Chiroptera; Phyllostomidae. Gene Ontology annotation, biological process: tRNA methylation. The record is from RefSeq and is a predicted model, not a curated record.
ACGGAAGCGGCGCUCAACACGUGGGGGCGGUACCGGUCGGUGGGAUCGGCGUCCUCUCAGUUUGUGGGAACUGAAGCUGGUUGCAGCGAUCGCUGAGGACUGGCGACGCGCGCCGGGGCUGGAGAGAGGCUGCGAAGUCGGGAGACCCGCCGGGCGUCAUGGAGGGUUCUGAAGAGCAGUCGGACCCGCAGCCACAGCAUCCCAGGGACCACCGCAUCCGCGACGGCGACUUCGUGGUGCUGAAACGGGAAGAUGUAUUCAAAGCAGUGCAAGUUCAGCGGAGAAAAAAAGUAACCUUUGAAAAACAGUGGUUCUAUCUGGAUAACGUCAUUGGCCAUAGUUACGGAACCACAUUUGAAGUGACCAGUGGAGGAAGCCUUCAGCCUACGAAGAAAAAGGAAGAGCCUCCUUCAGAGACCAAAGAAGCGGGCACUGAUAAUCGAAAUAUAGUUGAUGAUGGGAAAUCUCAGAAACUUACUCAAGAUGACAUAAAAGCUUUAAAGGACAAGGGCAUUAAAGGAGAGGAAAUAGUUCAGCAGUUAAUUGAAAAUAGCACAACAUUCCGAGACAAGACAGAAUUUGCUCAAGAUAAAUAUAUAAAAAAGAAGAAAAAGAAAUAUGAAGCCAUCAUUACUGUUGUGAAGCCAUCCACCCGCAUUCUUUCAAUUAUGUAUUAUGCCAGAGAACCUGGAAAAAUUAACCACAUGAGAUAUGAUACACUAGCCCAGAUGUUGACAUUGGGAAAUAUUCGUGCUGGCAAUAAAAUGAUCGUAAUGGAAACGUGUGCAGGCUUAGUGCUGGGUGCAAUGAUGGAACGAAUGGGAGGUUUUGGUUCCAUUAUUCAGCUGUACCCUGGAGGUGGACCAGUUCGGGCAGCCACAGCAUGUUUUGGAUUUCCCAAAUCUUUCCUGAGUGGUCUUUAUGAAUUCCCCCUCAACAAAGUGGGCAGUCUCCUAAAUGGAACAUUCUCUGCUGAGAUGUUGUCAUCGGAGCCAAAAGACAGUGCUUCAGUUGAAGAAAGUAGUGACACACUGGAGGAAAAACAGACUUCAGAACAGGAGAACGAAGACAGCACGGCAGAGGCCCCAGAGAGCAACCACCCCAAAGAACAGGGAGCAGUGGAGAUUAUCUCUCCAGAUCCAGCCUACAAGGAGCCUAAAGAGAGAGGAAGCAAAAAGGAUUAUAGUCAAGAAAAGCAGAGGAGACAAGAAGAGCAGAGGAAAAGACAUUUAGAGGCUGCUGCUCUGCUGAGUGAAAGGAACGCAGACGGUUUAAUUGUAGCCAGUCGUUUCCAUCCCACUCCACUGCUGCUGUCUUUGCUGGAUUUCGUGGCCCCUUCAAGGCCGUUCGUGGUCUACUGUCAGUAUAAAGAGCCUCUGCUGGAAUGCUACACAAAACUGCGGGAAAGAGGAGGGGUCAUCAACCUCCGGUUGUCUGAAACCUGGCUCAGGAAUUACCAGGUUUUGCCAGAUCGAAGCCAUCCCAAACUACUGAUGAGUGGAGGUGGGGGGUACCUUCUCUCAGGCUUCACUGUUGCCAUGGAAAACCUUAAAGCAGACCCCAGUCUCAAAUCCAACUCGAGCACUUUAGAAUUACAUGAGACUGAAGAGCCAGCAGCUAAAAAGUGGAAAUACCUGGAGUCUGACUCCUAAUCUUCAAAAGUUGCUUUGAUUUUUGUUCUCAGGCAUUGCACAGUUAGUAAUUAAAUUUAAGAUGUCAUCACUAAUCAGUUUUUCAUAUUCUAACCUAAGAUCAUGUUUGUACACCUGUUCCUGGGAAAAAUAAGUAAGUCUUGUGUUCACUUCUGACACAGAUGGGUUUGGUCUGUCAAAACCUUGAGCCAAAAUACCCAAACCUGGGGUGUGCGGUGGACUGAGCUAUGGCCAAUUCUGUUUAUUUCACAACGUUGCUGCAAGUACUUUUAGUACUCUGUACAGAAAUGGAGAAUUUAGACAUCCUAAAAAUAUAUUUAUACAAGACUGUGUUAAGCUAAGUGGAAUAACACAACAUAGCUAAAACUUGGUGGGUACUUAAAGGAAGGAAUUUGUAGAAGAAAUUCCUUGUUCAUUCCACUCUCUGAAACCUAAGCAAUACAGAUGUGUGAGUGUUAGAUUUACAGUACCAAAAAAUGUCCUGUUUUGGUACAUGUUUGGUACAAUGGCCUGUUCCCUACAGUGGAAUAAACUUUUUUAAAAUGCUAGAUUUUCUUAUUUUAAUAGUUGAUGAUCUAGGAAAGUAAAGUAUUUAUUUUAUUCCUUUUUUUUUACUGAUAGAAAGGUGUAAUACAGUACUUUUUUGCAUUAACUCAGCAAUCUCUUCAUUCUUUGUUCCAAAUAAAGUGAUUAGAAUUUUGGUGCACUAUUCAAUGAAAGGAAACAUGGUUUUUAACUCCCCAGAGACUUAUGGAGAUAGAUGUAUACACAUAUAUACAUAUGGUAAGUCCUCAUUCAACGUUGUCUAUAGAUUCUGCGACUUUAAGCAGAAUGAUAUAUACUGAAACCAGUUUUACCAUGGGCUAGUUCAUACAAACAAGAGUUAAGUUCUUAUGGCAUCUCAUCAGUGUAAUAAUGAAGUGAUAGUGAAUGAACUGAUGUUAUUUGAGGAUUUGCUGUAUAUGGAUGUCAGUAUAUACACAUACAUAUAUAUUUAUAUAUACACACAUAUGUGGAGCCAGAAUGCAUUAUCUCUAGGAACUCUGACAAAGUUUAGUGCAGGGCUUAGACCAGUUACUGCAUUAGUGUCACUCCUUGUCAAAUGUAUUUUAAAGUGCCUUUUUUGGUGAUUAUUAAUGCUGGUUUGUUAAGCUCUGGCAUGAUUAGGUGGUUAGUCUUUCUAAGCUCUGAAAAAUAUAAUCAAAUUAUUUGGUUAUCUGCUGCAGCCAAGAAAAGUGUUUAAAGUAAGCCAAGGCAAGAGCCAUGAGUCUUGCUCAGUAAACACUCAUCAUGUGUAUUGUUCACACUGUUACAGUAUAGAUGCAGAUCUUCCAGCGAGGAGCAUCUCAGAAAAAAAAGAAACUGCUUUUUCCUAAUAGCAUGUACUGUUCUGAUGAUGGCCAGUGUGAUUACCAAGUACAGUUUUGAUUCUUUUUUCUUAAAAUAACUGCUUUUGAAGAAUAAAAGUGUUUCCUACUGUGA